Salvelinus fontinalis (brook trout) is the source of this 4419-nucleotide messenger RNA. RefSeq lists its product as uncharacterized. The transcript has 3 exons. The record is from RefSeq and is a predicted model, not a curated record. The coding region runs from base 174 to 3818 and encodes 1214 amino acids. NCBI's taxonomy places the organism in Eukaryota, Metazoa, Chordata, Actinopteri, Salmoniformes, Salmonidae.
AGUCUUUAGCAAUUGUGGAGGCGCAGACAAGUGUGAAUGGUGAGAAGGGCUCUCCAUCUCCCACCACAGUCUCCCAUUCUCCUACAAGGGUGUUUGUCAGCCACUUAAGGAGUAGCCCACUAGGCGAGGACCUUGUAGAUUCAACACUUGCGGAUGUUAUCUCUGUCCUGAAAAUGGAGGGAAUUUUUUCCUCCUCUCCGACUUUGGACGAGGAGCUGCUUGAUCUCUCCUCCAGUUGUUCUUCAUCAUCCAGCGAAACACUGCAAUGUGUGUCUGUUGGCCCUCUUGGCAGUGGGUCGGAGACGUCCUUCAAACUUCUUGGGGGUCGUACUAUGAGUAUCGCCACCCCAACGGCCCAUGUUAUCACAGAGGACUUAGAAGUCUUCAGUGAUGAGAUCAUUGACGAAAUCCUUAUUAUAAUGAGGACCAAAAAAGAUGAUGACAGUGGAAGUGACGUCUCUGGUGCAUCAACACCAUGCAGCACACCAGCACCACAGAGCCGGUCCUCUUCUGCACUGAGGGGAGUGCUUCCCCAUGACAGGAGGAUACUCAGCACAACACUGCUUGGAAUCCAGAACACACUAGACAGUGAGAACCUCUCAGGAGAGUGCUCCAUCUCACCACAGGACAAUGCCAGAGUCCUGGAGAUGAUAAAGUUGCUGCAGAGGCGCCUUGAUGGGACACCCUCAGAGUGCUCCAUCCAUAUCACAGAUGUGGCUGCACGCUUGGGCUUUCCUCUCCCUGUAUCUCUCCAUGCUGUUCAGUCGUGUGUAUUUGCCACUGACAAAGACCUGAAGGCAGAAAGAGUGAAGGGAGUCUUUGAAAGCCUGAGAUCCCAGUUUAUGAGCUACUCCAUCAAGCCUGUGAGUAACAUCAUUACCAGGGCAACAACAAAGAUGGCUGCCUCCAAGCAGGUUAGUUUAGAGACACUCCAGGCAGCAUCAGCAAAAUCAUCUGCUGUGGCUCAGAACCUUAUUAGUUCGGUUUUAUUUCAAGUUGCCAAGGUGUCCUGCUCUGAUGACUUAGAGGGUCUGGGUGAUCAUCUCAGAUGCCCCUCAACUUUGACCAGAGUUCUGACACCUUUGACCUCAGAGAAAGCUGCACUGACACCUGCUGUUCUGAAGAUCAGAAGGGAGAUGUGUAAGGAAGUGGCCACUGAACUCCAGAGUUUCUUGAUCAAGGAAUCCCUUACUGGCACCCAGACACCAUCCAAUGGACAUGCUUGCACUUCUGGUUCUGCCCCAAGGGAAGCUGUGCGGGACAUCCUGAGGAAAACCAAAGAGGAGGCUUCCAACAAAAGCCUGAAUAAUAUUUUCUCUGUUAAUUUGGAUGAGCGGCUCACAGACUCCAUUGCUGAUGCCUUAUAUCCAAAGCUGCAUGACACAUUGGAGUCCAAGAGAGAGAUGCAGGCUUCUUAUUACAGCUCCCAGAUCAGCUGCAGCCUCAGCCCCUUCGAAGUUGAGAGCAGCCUAGAGCUCCAGGAGUUCACUGACCCACUAUCUGAGUCAGUAUUGUGUCUCCUGGAUAGGACAUUUGGAGAUAAAGCUCAGAACUUAAAGACAGGCGGGGGUGUUUUACAAUAUGUCACAGACCCAACCUAUAACAAGCUUUUGAUUGGACCCCACACCAACAAUGUCAAUGUGGUUGUACACACGAUUGCAGUAGAGGAGUUGCCUGUUGAGGGUUGUAUUGCGCAAAGUGAGGCCAUUCAUGGCCUUCACAAGAAGCAAGAGUUACCUUCCAGCACCAGUGACAGAGGGAAUGAGACCCCGAGCCCUACUAAUUGCCUGCUGGAGGGUGUAGUGGGCAAACUGAUACGGAAGAUGCUAUUUCAGGGCCUUGACAUCCCUGAGGUACCCAUGAACGACAGCCGCUCUGAGAGCUUUAAGCCACAGUAUGAACUGGUUGCGAAGCUUUGUCCUCUGAUGGUAAGGACAAUCAUGGCUACAACCAUAGCCAAUCAACAACCUACUAUUCAAGAAGCAGUGAUGUCUUCCGAGAACAUCCAUGUGAAAGAGCUGUGUGAGGCAGGUAUCAAACCUCUCAAAGAGAACCAUGUACCCGAUGACUCUGAGACAAACAUCAUGGUCAAAAGGGCUUUGAGUGAAAUUGAAUCCUGUAUGAUUGAGACCUCCGCCAACGACUCUCCCAGUCUACAUUCCACACCAGAGGUGGUUGUAGACCUGAUCACCAAGCUGCUUCAUGGGUAUGAGCUUGACUCAGAGGACUUUGCAUCACCUGUGUCAUCCCCAACCACCACUCUCUCUGAUGUGGCAAUGGACAUGGUGGUUUCUGUCCUUCGGGACAUGUCCGAUUCCCCAGACGUUACCUCAGCAUUGGAAAUGACCAAGGAUCUCAAGACGCCGUACUCCCGCCCCUCAAGUGCAAGGAUUGUAAGUGCCCUCUGCAGAGAGCUGGAGGAGCACGUAGGCUCUCCUGAUGCUCUGAGGCGAGCUUUGAGGCGCGGCAGUGGGGAGAUUACAACAGCCAUUGCGAGUGCAGUCACCAGGGAAGUCAACCGUCUGGGUUCAAUCGUACCCAAAGUCUCUGUCCGGCCGCUCUCCUCAGACAUCUGCCUAAGGACAGACCAGGACAAGGUCACGGUUAAGAGCCGAUGUGGCUCGGCUGAGGUGAAGGCAUCCCAACCGGUGUAUAUUAUUGUUCACGUAGAGGCGGUGAUGGAUAUCAUUGUCCGGCUGCGCGCUCUGAUUGUUCCUCGGACCCAGGAUAAACUGGCCAGCUGGACCCUAGUUGAGGAUGUGACCAACAAGCUGUCCAGUGCUCUGUGGGUGAGGGUGACUAACAGGUGGAGGGAAGCAAAUGUCUGCCUGAAGGCAACAGACAUCUUUCAGUUGGUGCUGUCUGUGCAUAGAAAGUUGAUGCAACGCUAUGGCACAGAGGAAGCCCUACAGAAGAUACUGUGCCACAAGGCACCCAAGCUGCACAAGGACAUUGUCUGUCUUGUCACGAACGGAAUUAUGGAUGCACCAUCCAAACUUCAAGGCACCAAAAAUCUGGAAUCUACACUCAACUUGAAAGAAUUGACAGCCUUGUUUAAUGAAAUGACAACCCGUCAAUCUUUGAAUAAGAAAGCUGAGCAGAGCAGCAUCAAGACUGAGAUUGAACAGCCGGAGUGGUCCACUGUGGAUCAAGUGACAUCCGGUUCCAGCAGCUUCAUUAGGGAGCUUAUAUUAGAAGAAGUCCUGAUGAAGCUUGUCAAGAAGAUAUGCCGUAUGCCAAAAAGGACCAACAAACAUCAGCGCAUCCAGAUCAGUGAUCUGGUGACUGAGCUGAUCCGAUUGUUCGAUGAUGAGGUGGCCAAAUAUCUGAUUGAGGAAAUGGGAAGCCAGCAAAAAAGUUUUAAUUCUAAGAUGACAUCGAAGCUGGCAGAUGCCAUCUACACUGACCUUGGGAAGGUCAAGCGUUUGAAACGCUCCUUGAAAAUUGACGAUUUAUUUGAGGAUCAGGAGAUGCUUUCCAUUGUCUCUGACAUUGUUUCCCACAAGCUACUGGCCAUCUUGAAACCCUCAGUGCCCAACCCAUAUGACCACGAGACCUCAGACCUUGAAGACUCAUGCAGGGAUGAUGUGGAGGAUGCGGAAUCUGAGGGGGUGCAUUAUGCCACCGGCAGAAAGUCCAAGAUGAGCAUUGUCCUUAAAGACACUACAGACCAGCCAGAGAUGUACAUUGCUGUGGAUUCUCCACCUAUGAUUAAAUUAUCCAAGAUGAGGAAAGGCAUCCGGGGCUUCUUCUGGGGAGUCCAGAAGGCCUGGAAACGCUUGGUCACCUGCAAGUCCUCUGGGUCCUCUGAUGGAUAGCCUGGAUGACGUGCAGCCCAUGUCAGUUGCUUUUGCCAGGCUACAUCUGAGGAGAACACCACAACUGGCCUCAAUACAACAUUUUUAUUUUUGUUGUUCAUUUCUGUUUUCAUUUUGAGUCCCCUAAUGCUGCUCUAUUUGAACCAGGCUGUCAGUGGACUAGCUUACCAUUAGUUUAUACUCCUUAAGGAAGAUCCACUAUAGGCUACUCAACACCAAAAUUCCAUCUGGGUCUUUUGAUCCCUUAUUAGCUCCCACUCCUGUAACUAGGAAUGUGAGCUUCUAAAUGUCAUUCAGACAUCUACAGCUUCUCCUGUGAUUAGGAAGAUAAGCUAAGAAGCCCAACCAAUUUAGAUGUGCUGUACAUCUGAUGCCAUCUCCCUAUUGUAAUCAUUGAUCCACGUCCAUUGCAGCCUCUGAAUUUGAUGUAGAUAUUUAGCCUAAAUUAAAGAAUUACAAGGAGGGUAGGCCGACAGCAGCUUCUACUCUUCCGAUUAGGAAAGUGGUGCUAAACUUUUUGGGAUUUGAGGAACUUUAUAUUUUAUUUUUCAAUCACUUACAUACUUUCUAAUGGAUGUUUUAAUAAACCAUUUUUAUUGCA